Messenger RNA from Geodia barretti, 5591 nucleotides. The record is from the annotation of a GenBank genome assembly. NCBI's taxonomy places the organism in Eukaryota, Metazoa, Porifera, Demospongiae, Tetractinellida, Geodiidae.
AUGCAGUAUCUUCUCGUAAAGCAGCCCCACCUUCGUUUUCCGCAACAGUCCUGCAGCUUUCUCGCUCCGACCAGUCCUCGAGAAAGACAGCGUCAAAAUGAUUCGCAUAGCAGCCGCAGUGCUAGUCGUUUUUUCGAUCGGCAGCUUCAUGCCCGUAAGUCAAAAGCUCCCGCGGAGAGCGCGGCGGAGUGGGAGGUGCAGCUCAUCCGUUACUACAACCGAUACUCCUGGAUUUACUACACCGACACCAGCUACUACUACUAUAACAGAUACGGCUACUGCUGCGACGUCACCUGGUAUUAUUACAGUAGUUCCUACUGCAGAUACUACCAGUGCGACAACUACUUCGACAUCUGCAUCCGCUCCUACGGCGCAUACACCGUAGACACCACUUCCUCCUGUACUUUCGGGCAGAAGCAAACGCCUAUUGCCGGGGACGACAGUUUCUCGUUCUCUUCAACAUCCAUCGGCUUAGGCUCGACCACCAUCGACAACCCCAUCAUUUUCACUUACACCGGCAACACUAGCCCGUAUUACUACCAGCUAUUCUACAAGGUGUGGGAUGAAGAUGGUACCUACGAUGCUCUUGUAGACUACAGCUACUCCAACUUCUAUUACCCCACCAAGAACUAUAACUACUACAACUACAUGUAUGGCCGCAGUGGAGGCACAAAUGUCUACCUCUACGUCCGUCACAAGUGGUACUGCCCAAGCAACUACUACGACACCUACUGCACAAGAUACUGUGUCUACACGGACGAUUCAACCGGCCAUUAUACUUGUGAUGGCAAUGGUUACCCCAUCUGUCUGAACGGGUGGACUGGAACCUCCACCUACUGUGUGACUGGUCAGCAACACUUAAAGUUUACAACAUCUGUUGAACAAAACUGUUCAUUAACCCUGCAGCAAUCUGUAGCCAAGGCUGCCAUGAAGACUAUGGCGGCUGUACCGAGCCCUAUACUUGCAAUUGUAUUUCCGGCUGGACCGGUGCCAAUUGUACCGAAUGUAUUCCCAAAGACGGAUGCGUUGUCUUUGUUUAAUGCAACAACAGACCCAGUAGGUGGCUACUGCAAUCUAGCAGAAGAGUGUUUCUGUAACUUUGGCUAUGCUGGAGAUACCUGCAGCAUUGACCUAUACCCCUGCCAGCGUAAUCCCCCCUGCAGUAAUAGUGCCACUUGCAUAAACAAUGGUCUCGGUGACUACCUCUGCCAGUGUCUGGACGGGUAUACUGGUAAAAACUGCGACACUGAGAUCAAUGAGUGUGAUCCAAACCCUUGCCAGAACGGCGGGACAUGCACAGACCAAUUGGCAGAUUAUGAGUGCACGUGUGUAGAUGGUUACACAGGGGACGACUGCGAGGAAGAGGUCAACGAAUGCGUCCCCAAUCCAUGCCACAACGGCGGCGUCUGCAUGGACCUACUGAAUGGCUUCUCUUGUGUUUGUGGCUAUUCGUACACUGGAGAGCUCUGUGACGACACCAUCGACUUUUGCGCGGAUGAUCCAUGUCUCAAUGGAGGGAGUUGCAAUGGCUUUGUUGGAGGGUUCACCUGCCACUGUCCUGUUGGCUUGUUCGGUGAUCGCUGCCAAGUGGAUCACGACUACUGUGCCAGUGAUCCGUGUGUUGAGGGAUCCACUUGCCAUGACGUGGAGGGUGGCUACCAGUGUCAAUGUGCAGUAGGAUUCACUGGCCAAGAUUGUGGCACAAACAUCAACGACUGUGAGCCUACCAGCUGUAGUGCCUAUGGUGAAUGCCACGACCUAGUGGAUGGGUUCACGUGCGUCUGUGAUCCAGGCUACACCGGAGAAACCUGUGCUAUUGACAUCGAUGACUGUGCAAGUUCUCCUUGCCAGAAUGGGGCCACCUGUACCGACAAAGUGGACGACUUCCACUGCCUCUGUGAGCAUGGCUAUGACGGACUAAUGUGUGAGAGGGACAUCGAUGAAUGUGACCCGAUGCCUUGCCAACACGGUGGAACAUGCACCGAUGGAGUCAACAUGUACACAUGUGCAUGCGAGCCUGGCUAUUACGGACAGAGCUGCGAGACAAAUGUGAACGAAUGCAACACUCAUCCCUGUGAAAACGGCGGAAGCUGCAUUGACGUUGUGAAUGGGUACACGUGCAGAUGUAUUGUAGGCUAUACCGGCAACGAAUGUCAGGAUGACAUCAACGAAUGUGCCGACUCAGAUAUCUGUGUCCAUGGAACGUGCACGAAUACCGAGGGGUCAUACACCUGUGAAUGUGACACGGGCUUCGAGGGAGAUACCUGUGACAUAGAGAUUGACGAAUGCGAAUCCGACCCAUGUGCCAACGAUGGAAUCUGCAUUGAUGAUGAGGGGCGAUUCCACUGCAUUUGUACUGAUGGCUGGGCUCAGCCAGACUGCAGUGAGGAAACUGACGAGUGUGAAGAAGGUCACUUCUGCCAGAAUGGAGCUACCUGUAUGGAUGAGUUUGACGGCUUCAGCUGUACCUGCGCUGUUGGCUGGAGUGGAUAUAUCUGUGCUAACGAUGUUGAUGAGUGUAUUGCCAAUCCCUGUGAGAACGGAGGCACCUGCUAUAACACCCAGGGAAGCUACACUUGUGGUUGUGCUGCUGGGUUCUCUGGAUCGAGGUGUGACGAGGAGCUGGACGAAUGCGAAUUGGACCCCUGCCAGAAUGGAGCCAACUGCUAUGACUUGGUCAAUGACUAUGGCUGCCACUGUGAUCCUGGGUACUCGGGCAAGAACUGCGAAAAUGAUAUCAACGAGUGUGACUCUGUCCCAUGUUUCUAUGGCGCCACUUGCCAGGACCUCCUGAAUGGGUUCAACUGCACAUGUGCUCCAGGAUAUGUUGGUGGCCAGUGCCAAGUGAAUGUGGAUGACUGUGUAUUGAGGCAACCCUGCCUCAAUGGAGGCAGUUGCUAUGACCUUGUUGAUGACUACCUGUGCGUCUGUCACAAUGACUAUGCGGGCACGGAUUGUCAGGUUGAUCUGAACACAUGUCGCUCCUCUCCCUGCCACAAUGGAGGAACUUGCAUCAACGGCGACAAUGGAUUCACCUGCGCCUGCCCAAUUGGUUUCCAGAUGGACUUUGACUGUCUCUCGGAUGUAGACGAGUGCGAACAGGGUCGCUGUAAUGCCGCCACAUAUAUCAGCUGCACGAAUCUUGUGGGAAGCUAUGAUUGUACCUGCAAGCCAGGAUUCACGGGCCAGAACUGUGACAUUGAGAUUGACGAGUGUUUGGAUACUCCGUGUUCGAAUGGAGGAACUUGCCAGGACUUUGUGAAUGGCCGACGCUGUAUCUGUUCUUUGGGGUGGCAGGGAGAUGACUGCUCCAACAAUAUCAAUGACUGUGACCUGGAUUUCUGUUCAAACGGAGGCACUUGCAUUGACGAAGUAAACGGAUUCAACUGCAGCUGUGCAAUAGGGUUCACAGGCCGGACAUGUGACAUUAACAUCGAUGAUUGCACCAUGAACCCUUGUGAAAACGGCGGCUCGUGUGUGGACGGAGUGGAUUCAUACACAUGUGCUUGUGCUGAGGGUUUUGAAGGGCCCCACUGUGCGGAAGACGUCAAUGAGUGUGAGAGAGACACUCACCUCUGUGAGAACGAUGCCACAUGUGUCAACGAGUUUGGAAGCUACACCUGCUACUGCACCCUGCACACCGGUCCAUUCUGUACAGAAGACGUUGACGAAUGUCUUACCACAGACUUCUGCGCCGUCGGUGGCACAUGCACUAACAAGUUUGGAAGCUGGGAUUGUGAUUGUAUGACAGGCUACAUGGGAGACAGAUGUGAGGAGGAUGUUGACGAAUGUCUUGACACUCCCUGCGGUGCUGACGGAACAUGCACUAACAUGAUGGGAGCAUAUGAGUGUGCGUGCAAGGACGGCGACAAGGGAAUGGCCUGCUAUGACGACUGCGAUCCCAAUCCUUGCAAGAACGGAGGAACUUGCACCGACAAAAGUAAUGACUACGAUUGUACGUGUGUUGACAAGUACACUGGGAGGAAUUGCACUGAUGACGUCGUAGAUGAAACUAGUGCCCAGGUGUCCGCUGCAUCUGCUGGUGUUGUUGGAGGUGGAGUGGUUGCAGCUCUGAUCGCUAUUGUUGUCAUAAUGGCAAUCAUCAUUUCCAUCCUGGUCAUCAUGAACAAGCGGAAGAAGACCAAGGCUGGCAACGAGCCAGCUUUUGAGUACACCAACAUGCCACCGCCCAUCAACGUGGGAGACAAUCCCAUGUACAUGGGAGCUGACAAGGUGGGAGCUGGCUCCGGACCCCCCUCCUCCCAGAACACCCUCUCUCGCCAGUUCAUGAACCCUCUCUACGACUACGAUGAGGAUGAAGGUGAUGCUACUGUUCUCACCAACCCCAAGACCAAGCAAUAAACUACACCUCUACCUUUUUGAAACAAGUCGACUUUAUUAUAUUACUUACAAUGCAUAGUUUUACGUUAGUCGUACUGUAUAUCUGAUAUACCAAUAGAGCUUGUAUUGUAUAUAUAUUUCUGGUGCCAUAAUUAUUUUGUUUAUACUGAGUCACGAGCACACCUGAAGCCAAGAUUUGAGGCAGAGCUGUCUGGAGAGUUCUGGCUCCUAGCUGCACACCUAUAGCGGUAGCAGUAAUAAGGGUGGCAGAUGUAGGACCCUCCUUUCUUGACCUUGUCCUUCCCCGAGGGUGGACCGACAGGGUCGCUCUGGAACUGGUCCGAGUGUCUGAUGCUCCACCAGUCACCCACCCACUCCCACACGUUCCCCGCCAUAUUGAGGAGACCGUAGCUAUUUGGCGGGAAAGAGUCAACCGGUGCUGUUCCGAUGUACCCGUCCUCUGCCGUGUUCAUCUCGGGGAAGUCUCCCUGCCAGAUGUUCAUCCAGUGUUCACCACGGGGUAAAGCACUGUUACCCCAGGGGAAGAGCCGGUCCUCCAGACCUCCGCGAGCUGCAUACUCCCACUCGGCCUCUGUCAGGAGCCUUCCACCAAUCCACUCACAGAACCUGACGGCAUCGUUCCACGACACGUGGACCACGGGGUGGUCUAGACGAUCAGCAGUAACGUCAGAGUCUCCCCCCUCGGGAUGUCUCCAGGAGGCCCCCUCCACGGGAAGCCACCAGGGCGCGUUCAUGACGGCUUGCGUUAUCUCCGACUUGACGGACUCCGAGAGCAGCAUCUCCAGCACGAACGAGUUACCGAACGUUUCAGCUUCCGUCACGUAGCCCGUGUCGGAGACGAAGGCCGCGAACUCGGCGUUACUAACCUCGUACCUGUGGAUGGAGAAGUCGCUGACUCUCACUCUCCUCGCAGGCCCCUCGCCGUCCUGCGGCAGCACCGGUUUGUCCGUACCCAUCACGAAUUCUCCUCCGGCGAUGCGGACAAACUCAUUUUUGACUGUCCUCGGCUCGCUAGCUCUGCCACGAUCGCUGUGCUCGCCGUCUUCCUCAUCGUUUACCUCCAGCUCUUCCUCUAAGUCGCAGUGCCGCUCAUCGCUGCAGUGGCCAUUGUCGUCAGCCGUAUUUCCCUGGCUCACGGAGACGCAGAGGACGAGAAAGACAGAGCAGACGAAGAGCAUCGCGUGUGCGCGGACUACGAACUUGCCCUGCCAUGCCAUGCCCUCGAUCCU